AUGCAGAACAUGUUCUGGAAUGGGUCUUACUGGCCUAGCACGAUCCAAUGGAUAGGAGCACUGAUUGACAACAUUAUGAUUUCCACGCAGGAGACGUUGGGCGGCCUCGAGUCUUCAGAUUCUAGCUAUGUCGCCCGGUCGUCAGAAACUCAGGCCGACAUUCAGAAGUACUACGCCCAGACUCGGGCAUACUUUGAUUCCGAAGAUACGAUUCAGAUAUUUGAUGCCGCAUAUGACGAUGCUCAGUGGGUGGUCUUGGAGUGGUUGGAAGCAAUCAAGUUCAUCACCCAGUACGGCUCGACCUCUGGGUCCGACCUUGGGCAAGCCGACAUUGAUAUGUAUGCACACCGCGCCCACAUCUUCUACAACAUUGUACAGGACAAAUUCAACACGACCCUGUGUGAGGGUGGAAUCAACUGGAAUCCGCACUUGGAGCCCUACAAAAAUGCCAUCACCAACGAGCUCUUUCUUUCUAGCUCAAUUGCAAUGUAUCUCUACUUCCCUGGCGACACUAACACGGAUCCUUACCCGCACCCAGACUACCGAACCCAGACAAACAGGACUUUGCCCAGUCUGACUGCAGUCAGCGCCCACGACUCCGUGUUUCUUGACAACGCAGUGAAAGAAUACGACUGGUUCAAAUCACACAACUUCACGAAUGCCCAAGGCCUGGUAGUCGAUGGAUUUCACAUCUCCUCUGGCCAAACAACCUGCGAUCAGAGAAACGAAAUGGUAUAUACCUACAAUCAAGGAGUUCUUCUCUCCGGCCUGCGAGGUCUAUGGGAAUCAACCGGUACUGUAUCAUACCUCGAUGACGGUCACAAUUUCAUCACGACAGUCAUAAACGCCACGGGCUGGAACGCCGCUUCUGAAAGCGAAGCAGCAGAGUGGGCUGGUCUCGGUCGUAACGGGAUUCUCGAAGACUACUGCGAUGCGCCGGCGAAUUGCUCGCAAGACAACUACAUCUUCAAAGGAGCGUACUUUGAGCAUUUUGAUGCCUUUUGCAAGCUACUGCCGACUGAAACGCCGCUUGUCGACGGUGUGACUAAAGUCGCGCCUGUAAGUCUGGCAGAGCUACAUAGCAACAAGUGUAAAGGGUAUGAAAGUUGGGUGCGACAUAACGCGCACGCGGCGUUGAGUACGCGCAAUGAAACGAACAUCAUGGGCGAGUGGUGGGGUGCAUCAUACCUGAACAAGACUCAAUCUCGACAAUCAGAUCUCGCGAUCCCGCCGCCUGCGGGUAGUGUUGACAUUAUGAAUGAGCCUUGGCUACUCAACUCUCCUAUUUGGGAGUGCAGUGGACGAGGCGAGUGUAGCAUUUUAGGUCUGCGCCUUGGCUCUUAUCGGAAAAGAGAUCAUAAGAGACAGGCCUCUGAAGGACAGGUCAGGACUGUGGAGACACAGGCACAAGGGCUGAGUGUUGUUAGGGCGGCCGCAGACUUGGCGAUGAGAUACCCUUGA
Ramularia collo-cygni is the source of this 1461-nucleotide messenger RNA. Its product is annotated as related to glycosyl hydrolase. The transcript is spliced from 3 exons. Gene Ontology annotation, biological process: carbohydrate metabolic process. The record is from RefSeq and is a predicted model, not a curated record. Bases 1 to 1461 code for a protein of 486 amino acids. Lineage: Eukaryota; Fungi; Ascomycota; Dothideomycetes; Mycosphaerellales; Mycosphaerellaceae.